Molecule: messenger RNA, 2244 nt
Organism: Plenodomus lingam JN3
Lineage: Eukaryota; Fungi; Ascomycota; Dothideomycetes; Pleosporales; Leptosphaeriaceae
Product: Protein phosphatase PP2A regulatory subunit B
Cellular component (GO): cytosol; ribonucleoprotein complex; nucleus
Molecular function (GO): poly(U) RNA binding; mRNA 3'-UTR binding; poly(A) binding
Source: RefSeq, a predicted model, not a curated record
AUGUCUGACGUCGCCAACUCUACCUCGCCUGUCCAGGACAGCGCGCCCGCCAACGGCACCCAGAUCGACACCAACGUCGGCGCUACCCAGGGCGAGGCCCCCACCCCCACCACUGCGCAACAGGCCCACCAGAACUCUGCUUCGCUCUAUGUCGGCGAGCUAGACCCCUCUGUCACCGAGGCCAUGCUCUUCGAGCUCUUCUCUUCGAUUGGCCAGGUCGCUUCCAUACGUGUUUGCCGCGACGCCGUUACCCGUCGCUCGCUCGGUUAUGCGUAUGUUAAUUACAACAGCUCUGAGGAUGGAGAAAAGGCCCUUGAGGAGCUGAACUACACUGUCAUCAAGGGAAAGCCAUGCCGCAUCAUGUGGUCGCAGCGUGACCCCGCUCUCCGCAAGACUGGCCAAGGUAACGUCUUUAUCAAGAACCUUGACCAUGCCAUUGACAACAAGGCGCUCCACGACACCUUCGCUGCCUUUGGCAACAUUCUCAGCUGCAAGGUCGCUCAGGACGAGCACGGCAACUCCAAGGGCUACGGAUUUGUCCACUACGAGACCGCCGAGGCUGCCAACAACGCCAUCAAGCAUGUUAAUGGUAUGCUGUUGAAUGAGAAGAAGGUCUUUGUCGGCCACCACAUUCCCAAAAAGGAGCGUAUGAGUAAGUUCGAGGAAAUGAAGGCCAACUUCACCAACAUCUACGUCAAGAACAUUGACCUGGAUGUUACCGACGAUGAGUUCCGUGAUCUCUUUGAGAAGCACGGUGAUAUCACUUCCGCCUCCAUCGCCCGCGAUGACCAGGGCAAGAGCCGUGGCUUUGGCUUUGUUAACUACAUCAAGCACGAAGCCGCCUCUGUCGCCGUCGAGACCCUCAACGACACCGAGUUCCACGGUCAGAAGCUCUAUGUCGGUCGUGCCCAGAAGAAGCACGAGCGUGAGGAGGAGCUUCGCAAGCAAUACGAGGCUGCCCGCCUUGAGAAGCAGUCCAAGUACCAGGGUGUCAACCUUUACAUCAAGAACCUGAACGAUGAUGUCGAUGACGAGAAGCUUCGGGACAUGUUCACUCCGUUUGGUACCAUCACAUCCGCCAAGGUCAUGCGUGAUGCCAUGCCUGCUGACCGCUCCGACUCGCCUUCUGACAAGAAGGAAGAGGAGAAAGAUGGCAAGGAGGAGUCCAAGGAGACGGAGGGUGAGGCCAAGGAGGACUCUACUGAUGACAAGAAGGAGGACACCAAGGCUGGUGAUAAGGUCACCAUCAAGGGCGAGAAGAAGAUCCUCGGCAAGAGCAAGGGCUUCGGCUUUGUUUGCUUUAGCAACCCUGAUGAGGCUACCAAAGCCGUCACUGAGAUGAACCAGAAGAUGCUCGAGGGAAAGCCUUUGUAUGUUGCUCUCGCUCAACGCAAGGAUGUCCGCAAGAACCAACUCGAGGCCACUAUUCAGGCCCGCAACCAGCUUCGCAUGCAACAGCAACAGCAGCAGCAGUUCGGUGGUAUUCCUCAGAUGUUCAUUGCCCCUGGCCAACAGCCUAUGAUGUUCCCUCCCGGUGGUCGAGGCCAGAUGCCCUUCCCCGCCGGUAUACCCGGCCAGCAAGGCGGCCGAGGUGCAGGUUUCCCCGGCGCUAUGCCUGGCCAGCAAGGCGGUCGUGGUGGACCCAAUGCCCAGCAGAUGCCUCCUAUGUACAUGCCACCCGGCAUGGCCCCUGGCGCAUUCCCUCCUUACAUGAACCCUCAGUACCUUCAGCUGGCUCAGGCUGCUCAGCAGGCUAUGGGUGGACGCGGCGGCCGCGGUGGCCCAAUGGCUCCCAUGCCCGGUAUGCCCCAAGGUCAGAUGGCUGGUGUUCCUGGUAUGCGCGGUGGCCAAGGAGGCUUCCCUCCCCAAGGUGCUGGUCGUGGAGCUCCACAGGGCCGCGGUCAGCCUCCUAUGCCUUUCCCUCAAGGCGGGCGUGGCGCUGGUGGUCCUGGCGGUGUUGACAUGGGUGCUCUCAGCUCUGCUCCCCCCGGUCAGCAAAAGCAAAUGCUUGGUGAAGCUCUCUACCCCAAGAUUCACGAGAUGCAGCCUGAGUUCGCCGGAAAGAUCACUGGUAUGCUCUUGGAGAUGGACAACAGCGAGUUGAUCAACCUGACUUCUGACGAGGCCGCUCUUCGCGCCAAGGUCGAAGAAGCCAUGAGCGUUUACGACGAAUACGUCAAGAACAAGGAGGGUGAGACUGAGAAGGAGGCCCCCAAGGACGAGGCCAAAGAAGAGAAGGCUUAA